Molecule: messenger RNA, 1538 nt
Organism: Oncorhynchus nerka (sockeye salmon)
Lineage: Eukaryota; Metazoa; Chordata; Actinopteri; Salmoniformes; Salmonidae
Product: major histocompatibility complex class I-related gene protein
Exons: 5
Coding region: 71-1057 (328 amino acids)
Biological process (GO): immune response
Cellular component (GO): external side of plasma membrane
Source: RefSeq, a predicted model, not a curated record
ACAUGUUAUUUCACUUUCACUUUCACUUCUGUGUUCAUGAAUACACCAACGAGAACAUGUUGUUGCAAAUAUGAUAACCACAAUUUUAAUUUCAUUCAUGCAGUUUUCCAUCGUAGCCCCUCAUUCUCUUCAUCGCCAUUGCAUCGCAACCCAAGGGACCUUGUAUCCGAAAAAUAUCCAGUUGGUAAUGAUAGAUGAUGUCAUUGUCUAUUACUACAACAGCAGUGCUGAACAAGAGGCCGUAGUGCCAGAAUGGUUGAACCACCCUGAGGGAAUUGAAUUUUGGCAGGAGGUUCAUCGAAAUCUGAAAUUUAAUCGAUAUGUAAUGGAUACUGCCGUGAGAGUAACAAGUGAACAUUACAAUCAUUCACAUGAUCACUUUUACCAAGCUCACGGACGCUGUGGAUGGAAGUCGGACGGAACCACAGAGGCCUUUAUGAGCCAUGCAUAUGAUGGCAAGGACUUUGUCAGCUUCGAUGUAUCGACCAGAACAUGGACAGCUGCAGUUUCCCAUGCUGUUUUUUACAAAAGAAAAAGGGAAACAGAUGUAGAAGAUCUUGUUAGGCUGGUCAUUCAUUACGAAUCUGGAUGCAUCCGGUGGCUGGAGAAACUGUUAGAGUUUAGCGUUACAGUUCGAGAACCCAAAGUCCCUGCGGUGAGUCUGUUUGAGAGACCGCCUCAUGGCAACUCCGAGGUGGAGGUCACAUGUCAUGUGACAGGGUUCUACCCUCGGGCGGUGCAGGUGGAGUGGCUGGGGGCAGAGGGGCUUCCCAUGGUAGACAGGGUGAGCAGUGGGGAGGUGCUGCCCAACGGAGACGGUUCAUACCAGCUGAGGAAGAGCCUGACUGUCCCACAGGAAGCCCAGGACACCCAGAGCUACAGCUGCCUGGUGCUCCACAGCAGUAUAGCUGGGAACAUCACAGUAACCUGGGCGCCAAAGAAGAACCUGGCCAAUGUGCUCAUGGCUAUAGUCAUCAUUGUAUCUGUAGUCUUGAUACUCACUGUCCUAAUCAAGUAUUUAGUAUGGAGGAGAGCAGUAGGUAAGAGUCAAUCUUAAUGCUUGCUGCACUAGGUGUUAUUUCUGAUCAGAGUAAAGUAAACAAGAGCUUAAUGACCCCUCACACACAUUUGAAAGAUUUUUCCCUUUCCUGUUUAUUCAGCACAAAACCCAGAGUAAGUCUGUAUGCAUUUGAUGCUCUAUACAACCCUAAAGUAAUUUACAUAAUGUUAGACUUGCUGCUUUUGUUGUUGUGGUUGAUGCUCUAUACAACCCUAAAGUCAUUUACAUAAUGUUAGACUUGCUGCUUUUGUUGUUGUGGUUGAUGCUCUAUACAACCCUAAAGUCAUUUACAUAAUGUUAGACUUGCUGCUUUUGUUGUUGUGGUUGAUGCGCUAUACAACCCUAAAGUCAUUUAUAAAUGUUAAAAUUGCUGCUUUUGUUGUUGUGGUUGAUGUUACAAUUUUUUGUUGUUGUCCUGUUCUUAUUUUACGAGCUGCAAGAUGUAAUCUAAACAACAAAUAAACAUUUGAGUAUGUCA